This is a messenger RNA of Pyrus x bretschneideri (Chinese white pear), 1747 nucleotides long. Its product is annotated as dof zinc finger protein DOF3.1. Gene Ontology annotation, molecular function: DNA-binding transcription factor activity; DNA binding. The coding region runs from base 669 to 1334 and encodes 221 amino acids. Lineage: Eukaryota; Viridiplantae; Streptophyta; Magnoliopsida; Rosales; Rosaceae. The record is from RefSeq and is a predicted model, not a curated record. Gene Ontology annotation, biological process: regulation of DNA-templated transcription. The transcript has a single exon.
UAGUGGAAGAAGCCGUGGGGCUGUCCAGAAGGAACUACAAUAUAUGGCCACUGUCUGAUCGUCACUCCCACGCGGACGCACAGACAGACAGACAGACAGAGUUUUCUUUCUCCUUCCUCCUCCAUCUUUCACUCUUUGAUUUCACACCCAUGAAAACAUUUCCCAGCUGAAAAACUCGGGCUUUUCCGAAUUCUGCGUUAAAAUUUCAAAAAUCCAAUCUCUUUGGGUUUUCUGCUUUGUUUUUUAGUAUGGUUUUUCUCACUCUCUCUCCACCCAACAUGAAAGUUCGAAGAUUGUAAUUUUUGGAUAUUUUCAAUGAAAGCUCAUAUCUGGGUCUGAGAAGAUAUCCCACCUUUCUGUCUUCUUUUCAGGUUUCUGCAGAUUUCUCUGCUGUUUUUAUUUUGCCUCUUGACAUUCUCAAAGGUAGCAAGUAUCAAGGCUCUGAAAACCCCAUUUCAGAUCCCCACUAACCUUCUGGUUUUCAGUUCCCACAAUUCAAUCUCAACCAAAUUCGACUAACGUCAGUCUCUUUUGGUCUCUAAUCAGACUGUCCCAAUCUGAUAUCUGACCCAAAAACUCCGCUUUUGUUUCUAUAAACAAAACUCAGAUCAUCAAGUCUUCCAUUUUUCUAGACUUUGGUCGAAAGUAGGAACUUGGGGUCUCAAAAAAUGCAGGACCCUGCAACUUUUCAGCCCAUGAAACCCCAAUUUCCAGAGCAAGAGCAGCUGAAAUGUCCGCGCUGCGAGUCCUCCAACACCAAGUUUUGCUACUACAACAACUACAACCUCUCGCAGCCGCGCCACUUCUGCAAGAACUGCAAGCGGUACUGGACCAAAGGCGGCGCUCUGAGAAACAUCCCCGUCGGCGGUGGAAGCAGGAAGAACACGAAGAAAUCGUCGUCGUCAGCUUCGAAACGCUCCUCAUCGUCACUGUCGAGCUCAUCAGCAGCAGCAGCUCAAAACCCGGAUCCGCAGCCUGACCGGACCAGGGUCUGUGCCCCGAAAGUCGACCAAGACCGCGGGGUGAUGGAUAUCUCAGGGAGCUUCAGCUCACUCCUGGCUUCAAAUGGGCAAUUUGGAUCGCUUCUGGAGGGUCUGAAUCCAAAUGGGUCGGGUCUGAAACUGAUGCAAAUGGGUGAUUAUGGGGAGAACUUGGAUGGUGCGGGGAAUGGGUUGGAUUCGGAUCCGGGUCUGGGUUUGGAGGGCCAGGGCAAUGGAAAUCCGGAGAGCUAUGUGGGGUUGCAAAACGGUGAUUCUUCAACCUCGAGCUGUUGGAAUGGGGGCAAUGGGUGGCCUGACCUUGCGAUUUAUACACCAGGUUCGAGUUUUCAGUAGAUAUAUUAAAUAGAUGAUUAUGCUCUUAAUCUGCUUUUCUUAAUGAUAAAUUUGCUACUUGUGAUGAAAAGUGGAGCUGAAUUAUGACUCUAAAUAGGCUUAUUUACUAAGCUAAAAGCAGCUUCCCGAAAGCUUAUAAUUUUCUGAUGUCGUAGAGGGUUUGAGAAAAACAUCACAGAGCCAUACCAUUAGCAUUCGAAUGUGUAAUGGUUUCUAUUUUUCACUUUUGUGGGUGUGCGUGUGCGUGUGCGUGUGCGUGUUUUUUUUAUUUUAUUUUAUUUUAUUCAUAUGUAUCUGGAGCUUAUAGCCUCUAGUAUUAUUGAUUUUGCGGGUUUUUCGCGAGAUGGACUCAGAUUCUAGUGUGUAACCAAGCACGUAAUGAGAUAAAUUGGAGAGGGAGUUUGUUGUAUGCA